AUUCUCCCUUUUGUAGUAACCACUCAAAGGGUUUCUACUACUUCACUCCUCAAAUGGCUUUUCCUCUUAUUCUUCUAGUUAUCUUGGUGUUGUGCCCUUGUGGUUACAGCCAACGUUCUCCUUCGCCGGGUUACUACCCGAGUUCUCGAGUACCGACUUCACCAUUUGAUCGUGAUUUUCGGACUCAAUGGGGGUUUCAACACCAACGCAGAGAAAACGAUAUGCUCACUCUUUGGCUCGACAAAUCUUCCGGGAGUGGAUUCAAGUCUCUCCGUCCGUACACAUCGGGUUACUUUGGUGCUUCUAUUAAAGUCCAAUCAGGCUACACAGCUGGAGUUGAUACGUCCUUCUUUCUCUCGAACCACGAAGAGCAUCGAGGAGACCACGACGAGGUUGAUAUCGAGUUUCUAGGAACAACGCCUGGGAAGCCUUAUAGCCUUCAGACUAAUGUAUUCGUGAGAGGAAGUGGUGACCGAAAUGUCAUUGGUAGAGAAAUGAAAUUCAACUUGUGGUUUGAUCCUACUCAAGAUUUUCACCAUUACGCAAUUCUGUGGAACCCUAAUCAAAUUGUAUUUUAUGUAGACGAUGUACCCAUACGUACGUAUGAUAGAAAGAUUGAAGCUAUCUUCCCUACCAGACCUAUGUGGGUGUACGGAUCAAUAUGGGAUGCAUCAGACUGGGCAACUGAGAACGGGAGGAUCAAAGCCGACUAUCGAUACCAACCAUUUGUGGCGCAGUACAGAAACUUUAAGCUAGCGGGAUGCACGGUAGGCGGGUCUAACUCAUGCAGACCACCAUCGGCUGCACCUUCAGGGAACCGAGGAUUGAGCCAGCAACAAAGGGAGGCGAUGGCAUGGGCACAGAGGAACUUCUUGGUCUAUAACUAUUGCCAUGACCCUAAAAGAGACCAUACACAAACACCAGAAUGUUAAAUAAACAGCACAACACAAAAGGAAAGGUUUUAAUACUUUUAUUUUGCAUUAUCAACUAUAUACAUAUUUAAGUUAAUAAUGGGAGGUUUUGAGACGGGUCCACACUGAGACUAAGUGCAGCAGUUAGAGCGUCCUGUCCUCCACGAUUUGAGAUUAAAAAGAAAAAGGUUUUUUAUAAUUUCGUUUUGUUCUGUUUGUGAUUUUCUAAUAAUUGUAAUAAUAUUGUGUUGUAUUUUUAAUAUAUGGUAUUGUAUUGUGGUGUUGGCCCAAAGAAGAAAAAAAGAGAAGGUGGUUGGCU
Eruca vesicaria subsp. sativa (arugula) is the source of this 1230-nucleotide messenger RNA. The record is from the annotation of a GenBank genome assembly. Lineage: Eukaryota; Viridiplantae; Streptophyta; Magnoliopsida; Brassicales; Brassicaceae.